UUUGUGCGCUGCCUAUUUAGUCCGAGCUCCGAACAGUUUCUGAUUAUUAUUGUGUUUGAAACCGACGGGGAAGUGCCUGAUCCUCCGAAACCCGCUCCCAAGAAGGGCGCCAAGAAAGCUCCGUCCAAACCGGCGAGCAAGUUUGGCAAGAAGCGCAAGAGGUCGAGGAAGGACAGUUACAAAGUGAUGAAGCAGGUUCUCCCCGACACCGGCAUCUCCUCCAAGGCCAUGAGCAUCAUGAAAUCAUUCGUGAACGAUAUCUUCGAGCUCAUCGCGGGUGAGGCUUAUCGCCUGGCCGACUACAACAAGCGGUCCACCAUCAGCUCCCGGGAGACCCAGACCGCCGUGCGCCUGCUGCUGCCCGGGGAGCUGGCCAAGCACGCCGUUUCCGAAGGGACAAUGGCGGUGACCAAGUACACCAGCUCCAACUGAAGACAAGUUUACUGACAAAACAAACGGGAAAAUCAAAGAAUCUUUUAAGAGCCACUCACGGUUUCAUUAAAAGAAUAUUGCGACAUGGACUUGAGACAGCUGCACCAUAGACCCUGAAAGUGACAUCAGGAAUAUCUUCUCCGCAAGUUACAGUGAGCAUCUGGGUUAAAACUGAUCAACAGCACAAGGUCAGAAACAUAGUGUCACUACCAAAAGUUCCAGCCAAUAGAAGUUCAACACUGUAUAAUGUGUGUUAAAGAAAUGUGAAAUAGUGCAACACUUGUAAUAAUAAUUAACAAUCAAUGAAACAUACAUACAAUGUGUUCUUCAUUAGCAUUUAUUGUAAGACUGGAAGUGGUUACUACUGAUAUUGGCAACAUUUAUUCACCAUACCUAAUAUCUGUGCUCUUGAGAUUGUCCCCAUUAAACACAAAAUUAUUAUAAAUAAUUAAUUUUAGACAUACUUAUUUAAGACCAUAUGACAUAAGAGCAGAAUGAGAUAAUCGGGCCCAUUGAAUCAGCUCUGCCAUUCAAUCACUGAUGAUCCUUUGUUUUAUCUCCUCCUCAACCCCAUGAGAAAGUAAGGAUACAUGGGAUCCAAGGAGACAUUGCUUUGUGGAUCCUGAACUGACUUAGCCCAAGAAGGCAAAAUGUGCUUGGAGACGGGUCAUAUUCUGCAUGGAGGCCAGAGUCCAGUGUUGUGCCUCAGGGAUCUAUUCUGGGACUCCAACUCUUCGUGAUUUUUAUAAAUGACUGAGACGAGGUAAUUUAAUGAGAUGAGGCAUUAAUAAGAUGCAAAACUGGGCUGAGAAAUGGUAGAUGAAGUUCAACCCAGAUAAGUGUGGCCUGGUUCAUUUUGGUAGGUCAAAUAUGAUGGCAGAAUGUAGAGUUAAUGCCUAGACUCUUGGCAGUGAGGAGGAUCAGAGGGAUCUUGGGGUCCCAGGCCCAAAUUUUCUUUAAAUAACUAUUUAUGGUUCUUAGUAAUUGUUCCAUCCAAAUAAGUAAGUUUAUUUCUUACAAUUUUAAAAGGAAGGUUAGUAUUAAUUGAUACUAAAUGAUUCAAUAGAAAAAGUUCACUCUUAUCCUGAAUACUGACUAUAACAGGAGACAAAAGAAUGUACGAUAGCUAAUAAAGUCUCAACAUUAGGAAUAUAAAGCAAAAGGUCAUCGGCAUAAUGCAAAAUUUCUAAGGUAAGGACAUGUUCGGCACAGCUUUGUAGGCUGGAGGGCCUGUAUUGUGCAGUAGUUCCGUGUUUCUAUGUUUCUAUCAUAUCUGUUUCCUCAACAUUUCAUGUCCCUCCACCAAUAUUCCUAAUAUCUGCAAACCUGGCAGGAAAACCAUCUAUUCCUUCAUCUAAGUCAUUAUAUACAGCAUAAAAAUAAGUGGCCCCAUAGGAACCCUGCGGAUCACCACUAGCCACUGGCAGCCAACCAGAACAGGAUCCAUUUAUUCCCACUCGCUGCCUCCUACCAAUCAGCCAAUGUACUACCCAUGUUAGUAACAUUCUUGUAAUAUCAUGGGCUCUUAAUUAAAUACGCAGCCUUCUGUGUGGCACUUGUGUCAAAGGACUUCUUAACGCCCAGAUAUACAAAAUACACUGCAUCCCCUUUAUCUAUCCUACUGGCAUUCUCAUCAAAUUAUCGCAAAAGGUACAUAUUUUUAGCCAGAUGGUGGUGGAAUUAUGGAAUUCGUUGCCACAUACAGUGUGGAGGCCCAAUCAUUGAAGGUGCUUAAGGAGGAGAUUGAUAGGUAUCUAAUUAGUCAGUGUAUCAAGGGAUAUGGGGAAAAAGUCGGAAAUUGGAUCUAGAUGGGAGAAUAGUUCAGCUCAUGGUGGAGUGGCAGAGCAGACUCAAUGGGUCGAAUGGCCUCCUUCUGCACCUUUACCUUGCUUGAAAUGUAAUAUGAAUUAUUAAUAGAGUAAACGAAUAGACUAUAACAGAGACAGUACUUAGCUCAUGACGAAUUAAUGUUGUCACAAAUAAAGUGACUAUGAAUCACUGAUUAUUUCUGCUUGGCAUAAUUUAUAAUUAUUUAAUUAUUUCUAGUUAAAUAUUGCUAUAUUUCUACACAAUUCCUGCUUAGUGUGAAUGUAACGAGAGCCAAUUUCCUUCGGGAUCAAUAAAGUAUGUCGUUCAGUCUGUCUGUCUGACUGAAGUUUCUGGCAGACUGAAUUCCUUCCGAUGGAUCAUUGCUGGGAGUGCUCGUUCCUUUUGGCCAGCUCGCCAUCUACAACACAAGUUCAGAAAUAUUCAUUUGUUACUGAAAGCAUAGUACCUUAAAACCUGGAAUACAACAAAUGAUUAAUAUUGAAUAGGAUAAAAAAAAACCUGACACAUAAAGGUUUGGAACAAGAGGAAGUGGAUUAUGAUGAAUGUUAAAUUGUGCCAAUGCUUGAAAUAAGGGAUGGCAAUAAAUAAAGGGCUGCAAGAAGACCACAGACAUGUCAUCAGGUUUGAAGGACCAUGUGCCUCAAUGACCCUGAGUUCUAUGUUGUCUGGAGUCAGGGCCUUCUGCUUUAGCUCUUGGUAGUAUCAGCCAUACCGAACAGGUAAAUAAGUAGAGGCCAGGCGAAGAGAUGUCCAUGGGUCCUGCCCGUUCAGGGUUUCAGUUUAGCAAUAAAAAUUCAGACUGGUAAAUCAAAACUGGUCUGGAAACGCAAUAAAGAAUAAUUCUACAUCUGAGUGUAACUGUUUUCCUGAGUCUCCACAUGAAAUGCAUACUAGACAGUAGAGAAAGCUAAGUGGAAGUACUGACAUGAUGAAGGAAGCCCUGGACACAACCAGAGAGGAAGACCUUUAUUGCUGCCAAAAACACCGGUAGUGUAAUGGGCAGAAAAUAUAAAUAGAACAGUUGCAUUUGACUUUCAGCAUUGUUCGUUUUCGAAUUAUGAUAACUCAGAACUUGUAGUAGGAUGCAGAAAAUUUAAUUCCUUUACUGCACAGAAGAAAGAGACAUCUGGAGUUUACUCCAAUGUCGUGGUGAACAUCCUCUUAUCAUCAGUCGUGUGCUCUGAAUCAUGCACCAGGAAAUGCUGCUUGAUAUUUGCCACACACCCAUACUCCUUGCAGAAAUAAAAAUAUUAUUUCUGGAGCUGUAUUUCCUCAGUGUCAGCUUGGCUUACAAUUGAGACUAGAUACAACUAUUGUAUUAUACAAUAUUAAUUAAAGUUCAUAAUGUGUUCCUUUGUUGCCUUUACAUAGAUCUAGUUUUAUCAAGAGAACAGAAAUAUUCCCCGAUAUGUGACACAGCAGACUCUGCUUAGCUAAUAUUAUAGACUGAUUACUUUUGUUGAAAGUUAUCAAUAUACGUUAUCAAAUGACAAUUUUAAUUAAAUUACAAAGCACUUCAACAGGACUGACGAUUUGGUAUUCACUUAAUGAGUGACAUGUCAACAGAAACAUUGAGAAAGUUUGUAGUAUGAUACCAAAGCAAAACGGAUUAUUGUGUAAUGUGGGCAUUGAUUACAAAUUGAUUGGAACUCAUUGUCCUGUAAUUCUGUUUGAGGCAUCAUGGUCGUGAAAUUAUGGAAUUCUUUGCCACAUGCAGUGUGGAGGCCCAAUAAUUGAGGGUGUUUAAGGAGGAGAUUGAUGAGAAUCUAAUUAGUCAGGGUAUCAAGGAAUAUGGGGAAAAAGUCGGAAAUUGGAGAUGGGAGAAUACUUAAGCUCAUGGUGAAGUGGCGGAGCGGACUCAAGGGGCCGAAUGGCCUACUUCUGCUCCUUUACCUUGUCUUGUCUUGACAUGUGAAUUAUUAAUAUAGUAAAUGAAUAGACUAAACUCAGAAACAGUGCUUAGCUGAUAACGAAUUAAUGUUGUCACGAAUAAAAUGACUUUGAAUCACUGAUUACUUCCACUUGGCAUAAUUUAUUAUUAUUUAAUUAUUUAUGGUUUUAUAUUUCUAUAUUUCUACGUGGGAUUUUCCGCCGGCUUUCACUAUUACGCUGUUACAGGAGUUCUAGCCUUUCUUCUGGUGCGUCUCAAGGAGCUGUUCCCCAGACCCUCUUUUAUCCCCACUCAUAGGGUCUCAGAUGUCACUCAGGGUGGAAUGAUGCCAUCCCCUAACCUGCCCACAUUGCCUGAGGGCUUCCAUGAAGCAGAGUACUCAAUACACAAUUCCGCCUCCAAGAAACAAUGACCUUUUCCGUGGCGUUGUAUCGCUGGGGGCCAGGACAUU
Molecule: messenger RNA, 4604 nt
Organism: Hypanus sabinus (Atlantic stingray)
Lineage: Eukaryota; Metazoa; Chordata; Chondrichthyes; Myliobatiformes; Dasyatidae
Product: histone H2B-like
Exons: 2
Cellular component (GO): nucleosome
Molecular function (GO): protein heterodimerization activity; structural constituent of chromatin; DNA binding
Source: RefSeq, a predicted model, not a curated record